UUCACAUUCAGUUAAACAUAGACGCAUAACUCUACCACAGAUCAUCCAAAACAGCAGGAAGAGAACAUAUCGUCAAGUGCGUAGGCUGAUUAUCAUCAUUCAAAAUGUGGAUCCUUCAGAAAGUGCAAGAAGGAGCGCAAAAUCUUCCAUUGCAGAUCAAUCAUCUCAUCAGCAGCAAUAAAGAGGAGCUUUCAGCCAGAUUACAGACCAACAUUCUCAAUAAAAUGCACAGUAAUGUCCUCACACAGGAUAAAAUUCCAGAUUUUUUCCUGCCACCCAAGUUGGCCAAGCGCUGCUACAUGGUAGACACAGAAAAAAUCUCACAGUGUUUGAAUGAAGAAAAAAAAGUUGUCAACACACCAAAAACACUAUUGCCAAGACCUGAUACUACCCUGCCACUGAAAGCAAGUAUGAACAGAUCAACAACGGCUUUGAACAAAUUCAAACCCCUUCCAUAUUCAAUGACAUGCUUUGAGUCUGGUUUGUUUGAGAGUCCAAACACACGUCGAAAAGAAUCAUUGUUCCAUUCUGCGCUGACCAGUUACAAAGUAGAGAGAAUGACCGUCAAAUCAAAUAAACAUUCUUCUAGUGAAGUGAUGAUGGCCAACACUAAGAGUGACACAUCCUCUGCAGACUCCUCCCCUUAUUCAACAACAACACCACCACUCAGAAGAAAGGAUUUCACAGAUGAAUACACAUUUUCUGAAGAUACACUUCAGAAAGAUCUCAAUGCUUCAAUGAAUGAGAAAAAGAAAGUUCACUCCGCUCCAGACAAAAAGCUUAUUUCAAAGGUCUUUCAGCAUGCCAAAGUUCUUCAAACAUCCCAUUGCAGCAAACUAGCCCCACCAGUCCAGUUCCCACUGGACAUGCUGCACUGCCAAGAACGCUUCCACCAGGAGCAUGUGCUUCCUCUUCCUCAGCGAGGCAAAGUGCGCAUCUCUGCCUUCAAGUGCAGUUCAGCUGGAAGCUCUACAACAAUUCGCAUUCGUGUUGUAUCAGUGGAAGACUUGCGAGAUCCUGGAGACCUUCGACCACUGACCUGCAGCUUGACCCUGACCAUAAUCCCUGGCAAGCUACAGCAACAAAACAGUGCCAUCAUCAGGAACUGCCGUAACCCUGUGUUCAAUGAAGAUUUCUUCUUCCAAGAGCCAGAGGAGCAUGGCAGUCUGAAAGAUUUUGCCCUCAGACUGAAGGUCUUGGACAAGGCCUCAGGACUGGGCAGAGGAAUGGUGCUAGGUAUUGUCAUCAAACCUCUCUAUCAACUAGUGCCACUGUAAAAAGACAUUAGGUACGUCCCAAAUUGCAUACUUAUGCACUAUUCCAGUGGUUCCCAACCUUUUUUG
This is a messenger RNA of Danio rerio (zebrafish), 1343 nucleotides long. Lineage: Eukaryota; Metazoa; Chordata; Actinopteri; Cypriniformes; Danionidae. The record is from RefSeq and is a predicted model, not a curated record.